GUGAAAGUGAGUUGAGAUUCCUUUCUUGAGAGUGUUUAGAAUUUUAAGUCAACAUUAUCAACUAAUUAUCUCAUUUAUUCUCAUUACCAUUUGCAGUAGUUAUCUCCUCACAACCAUUCAAGGCUUUUAGAGGAAAACGUGUCAAGAAAUGGAGAAUGCAAAAGCAACUGUUGGAAAUGACAAGAAGAUGAAUAAUGGUCUGAUACAUGAUACUCUGGUAAAAAUAUUUUUAUGCCUCAACGUUGUGGAUGUUGCAGUUGCGUCCCUGGUUUGCAAAUCCUGGAACAGUGCUUGUCGUGACCCAGCUCUCUGGAACAAGAUUGAUCUCUCCAAACUCGGUUCUUACUGCUUUAACACACCAUUGAAUAGAGUUGGAGCUUACAGACACUCAAGUUCGAAGAUAACCCAAUUCUUGAAAUAUGUUCUUGAUCUGAGUAACGGAAGUACUACUUUCAUUAUAUUCAACUUUUAUGUUUACUUAACCAAUGAACAGUUCAUCAUGGUCGCACAAAGGACCCCAAACCUGAAGCGACUUGUUCUACCAGAGACGGGUGAUUUCUCAAGAGAUGGAGUGGAUACCGCACUGAGCUUAUGGAAAGGUCUUGAAUCCAUUACCGUUACCUCUGCUGUGUCGAGUUAUUACAUGAUCCUAGCCAUUGGAAAACACUGCAACAACAUCACGGAGAUGAAAUUUUCUGCGGGCAACUUCGAAGAAAAGCAUGCCGUGGCCAUGGCUAAAUACACCCCGAAGUUGAAGAAAUUGAGCAUUCGGAACCUAGCAACGAGUCUGAAGGCAUUGUGGUGUGUGGUGAGUUUCUUGGGAGAUUUGGAGAAGGUGAACAUAAGCCACUGUUUGAUCAUGGACACAGCAUAUCCUGGCACAGUGUUUGUAGGUGUUAGCGAUCUGAAGAAGCGUUUGCCCCCAACGGGUGUGGAAAAGUUGGUGUACUGUGAAAAAGGAAGGUGCUUGAGGUGCGUGAAUGGUAGAGACACUACUCGAAGCAGACAACCAGAUGGACCCUAUGAGGAUAUAUGGGGAGAGGAUGAGAUAGCUUCUCUUGCACAUUUGCCUCAACCUUCUGAGGCUCAAAUUGCUGCCAGACAUGUAAGAGCGAUACCGAUCGUCAGACUUUUCUGCAGCUCAACGCGUAAUCAGCAUCGUUGAUUAUCUAGGUUACUAGUGAAAAAAAGAAGAAGACAUUUUCUAUAUUUAAGUGUUUUUGGAUUGCAUGUGUGAACUUGUUUCUGUGUUUUGGAUUUUGCAUGUUUCAACAACUUAUUAUGACAUAAUUCUAAUAAUCGUGGGAUUUGA
Vigna unguiculata (cowpea) is the source of this 1312-nucleotide messenger RNA. Its product is annotated as F-box/LRR-repeat protein At3g48880-like. Lineage: Eukaryota; Viridiplantae; Streptophyta; Magnoliopsida; Fabales; Fabaceae. Gene Ontology annotation, molecular function: protein binding. The record is from RefSeq and is a predicted model, not a curated record.